AUGACAGACUACGAAAGCAUCUCGAAGCAGGCCGAGGCCGACUUGAACACGUACCAGUCCAAGACCGGCAAUGCAAGACCCCAGGGUCUCGAUGAGGCUGGUGUCAACUCCUUUGCCGAGAAAAAGUUCGAUUCUGCAGAGGUAAAAUACGGCGACGAGCUCAGCACAAACCGUGGAAACAAUAGGCGCAUUCCUCCCAGUGAAGGUGGCAUUCUGGACGACCGCGGUCGUCAAACCAGGGGAGUGCAUUUCGAAGGCAAAGGCGGCCCUCUGGACAAACUCCAAGACUCAUACGACAAACAGCCGGGACAGAACGACAACGAUGUUGUUCCCGCUCGGGUGCCGCACGUCGAGGGCAUCGGCGGCGUCGGCGACAUUGCUACCCAGGGGAAACAAGCGACCAAGGCGAAUGUUGGGGACAAGCCGCCUGGACCCGGGGGCUCGCAGUUCAAGGGUGACGAGUAUUACACGCCUGAGAGCGUGCCAGAUAGUAUUUCGGCCGAGGGGUGGAUUCCGCCCGAGAGCGUGACGCAGAGUAGCAAGGAGACGGAGGGAUAUUCCACGCGAUAA
Molecule: messenger RNA, 570 nt
Organism: Metarhizium acridum CQMa 102
Lineage: Eukaryota; Fungi; Ascomycota; Sordariomycetes; Hypocreales; Clavicipitaceae
Source: RefSeq, a predicted model, not a curated record